UGGGCCGCGGAGGCGCGGGGCCGCGGAGGCGCGGCGGUCGGUGCUUGCGGUGGCCAUGCGCGGGUCGCUGGGGCUGCUGCUGGGGCUGCUGCUGGGGCUGCCGCCGGGGCUGCCGUGCGGGGCUCGGGGCGGGGCGGGGCCGCUGCCCCCGCGGGAGGAGGCGGCUCGCGUGGCGCGCUGGGUGGCGCACGGCUGCGACUGGGGCGCCCUGGCCACCAUCUCCACGGUGGCCGAGGUCCGCGGCCGCCCCUUCGCCAACGUCUUCUCGCUGAGCGACGGCCCGGCCGGCCCCGCCCGCGGCACCGGCGUCCCCUACUUCUACUUCAGCCCCCUGCAGCUCUCCGUCGGGGACCUGCAGGAGAAUCCAAAUGCCACUCUGACGAUGUCUCUAGCCCAGACGCAUUUCUGUAAGAAACAUGGGUAUGACCCUCAGAGUCCUCUCUGUGUCCAUAUAAUGCUCUCAGGGAUUAUUGAAAAGGUCAAUAGUACGGAAGCGGACUUCGCCAAGCACUCGCUCUUCAGCCGCCACCCCGAGAUGGAAACUUGGCCUUCGAGCCAUAAGUGGUUCAUUGCCAAGUUGAACAUCACCAACAUCUGGGUCCUGGAUUACUUCGGCGGCGCCAAAAGAGUGACACCGGAAGAAUAUUUCGCGGUCAGACCCGAGUGAAAAGUUUGGUGACUGAGACUGCGUGAAGAUUCUCUGGAUGGGAGCGUUUAAGGCCCUUAAAGCUUCUCCAUGCGCAGUUUUAAAAAGAAGAGCUUAUAUUCACUUGCUGGAUUUCCUAAAAAAAGAGAGAUGUGCAAUCUCCACGCGUGAAAUUAUUUUUCAAUCACAGUCCAACCUUGGCCUCGGAGGAAGCCCUUUGCAGAUUUUCCCUCCGCUUUCUCUGAUUUUCAGCCUUGUAAGUAGCAGAACUGGGAUUAGACAGAAGGCAGAAAUGUAAACUGGAGUUGUUCGUUGUUCUCCGACGCCAGAAGGCGGGGUUCUAAGAGCCAGGGCGAAAAGGAUUUCAUCUGGCAGGAGGCUCGAGUGCCCCGAAAUGCUGCAGAAUGACAGAAAACAUUCGUUUCAGUCGGUCGAGAACGCUUGCUGUGCAUUUAUUGAACGCUUAGUGAGCCGAGGGUACGAGCGCUGUACUAAAUGCCGACGGAGCCCAAAUCCAUUUAUGCAUAAAGACGGUGGGUGUUAGUUUGCGAUGACGAAACCGAGAUCUUGGAAGAAGCCGUUAUGUCGUUAAUCUCCUAAAUGCUCAAACCUCAAGGACUUUCAAAUCUAUGGAAUUUCCCCCAUUUGGGACUUUCAACUCUGCCUUAAUUUUACACCCUGCUGAAAACAAGUUGGUUUUCUUUUCUUGAAAAAUCUUGAUAGGUUUUGUUUGCCUCGUGUGAGACUAGCUCCAUUCGGAAUAAUUCCCAAGUUGUUUGUCCAAGAACUGAGUGAUUUGGAGGGAAAUUCUGCCUCUGAAGUGGAAUUUAAAGCAGUGGGAAGGGAAGACCUCCUAGAUUCAAUUCACAGCUUUGAGAUACAGACCUUACACUCUCAGCCUCUUUGAAGACAUAAAGGAGGAAUGUGAAUAUCGAUCUAUCGAUAAAGCACUUUUGGAGAUUCACAGGUGGAAGGAGUUGGAGAAAUCCAUCCGGAAAGCACAGAAUCUCUUGAGGAAAGAAAAGUCUACAGAGAGCCGUGCAGUGCGGCAUCAGGCCGCCGAAUUCUUCAACUGCAGAGGAAAAAUGCCUCAUCGAAUGUCUUCAGGAGCUAUAAAACUGAAUUACUAAUCUCUUGCAAUCUUUCCUUCCGCUUGAGGGGAAUGUCCCUACAUUUUCUCUGAAAUUUGAUUAUGUGAAAUUGAUUUCUCUGGCCAAGCAAUAAUUAAAAUCUGUAUUUUCAUGGAAAUGUA
Molecule: messenger RNA, 1898 nt
Organism: Ornithorhynchus anatinus (platypus)
Lineage: Eukaryota; Metazoa; Chordata; Mammalia; Monotremata; Ornithorhynchidae
Gene: CREG1
Product: cellular repressor of E1A stimulated genes 1
Exons: 4
Coding region: 56-667 (203 amino acids)
Source: RefSeq, a predicted model, not a curated record